UUUAAGCGAUACGCCAUUAUCUAGCCCCCUCAAUUUUUUGGCUAAAAGAAUAACGCCACUGCCUGGAUAUGCGUCUGUUUUUUUUUUUAUUGAUGUCAUUACCUGGGGGAUUUCUUUAGUAAUUGGAAGCGCCGGGGGGGGGGGGGGGAGCAGACGGACGAUUGGCAGAUGACAUACGUGCAUCAAGUCAGCGUGUAUGACAUGUGAAUUGAAUCCAAAGUUCAAAGAUUGUCAAAAACAGUGGGACAUAUCGAAUUACAUGUUAAAAACUUCAAGAAAGAUAUCCGGUCGUCCGGAAAGAAGAGGAUUUAUACUAUUAUAGGCUUAUAUGCAGUGAACAGCGAGAAGACACCGAAAAGGGUAUUGUAUAUAUAUAUAUAUAUAUAUAUAUAUAUAUAUAUAUAGGCCUGCUCUAUGAGGAAAAAAAUAUAUAACUAAUAACACUCCCGAACAAUGAAGUUUUUUAUAUUAUAGGGGGACUCACUUUUUCAAAGAUCUUGUUCUCGUUGAAAUAAAAAAAUAAUGAAUGUUCGAUAGUGAUAUAUAUAAUCGAUUAAAUUUUCUUCCUAGUAAAGGCAAGCAAGUUAACCCCCCCCCCCAAAAAAAAAAAAAAAUUGAGAGAGCGAAAGAGAGAGAAAGGAGGGGGAUUAGAGCUAUUGCACUGCAAAAACUCCGGUAUUGAUUUACCACCAGCCCGGAAUCUAUAGGCCUAUAUAUGUCCACACCAGAGAAGUAUUGAAACAUCACCAGUUUGGAAUCAAACCGAUGUUGUUUUAAUACUAAUUGGUGUUGUAUAUAUACACCUAUUUGGUGUUAGACCAAAACCAAACACUUCUCUGGUGUGGACAUAUAUAUAUUGCGGGCUGGUGUUAAAUCAACACCGGUGUUUUGCAGUGUACUCCCUAAAUAUAAUUCAUCUAUUUGUUUAUUUUUCUCCCUUGAAACAUUCAUCAAUGUAUAUUCAUAUUCAACAAUGAUUGGAAAUGUCAUUCAUGUCACCCCAUGCAUCGUCUAGUCUGCAAGCGCAGUCUCAAAUUUGACACUUUCACAAAUGAUUCCAUGUCUAGAGUGAAAACUAGACUCCAAUCUCGAGGUGUCUGUGUCAACGGUAGAAGCAGAGUAGUAGGCCCAUGGUUGAAGCAACCGCAGUUAAGUUAAUCUAGUCUCACUACUUCAGACUCUGUGUUAUGCACUUUGCAAAAAUCAAAUGUCUGUGUCUGUAGACUACCCACGGGUCGACCUUUGGCAUUUCCUCUACACCCCACCCUGACAUAGCAAUCGACCACUUCCCAAUGUUUGAACACGUUCCAACCAACACAUCAACAUCGUGAACAGGAUCACAUGGUUUCGAUAACGGAAAAUGCAAUAUUUGACUGGAACAUUCAGCUCCUGUCAUGUGUAUGUGCCAUCAAAUAGCAAGUUUACUAAACAGAAUCACCAUGAUGCCAUCAACUGCCACCCUAUUUCUUCUCCUGAUCGCCGUCCUGGUCUUCCUCCAAGUCGAUGGCUACGGCAGUGGGGCUCCUUUGUCGACGUGUCCUCAUGGGAAUGCCAUACACAAAUCAAAACACAGCAACUACACAGAGUUUUACUCUCCUCAGCCAGCAGAAACAAAUCCUUUCGUUUUUCGUUCUGAAUUUGACGAAUAUUCUCCUGGGAAGAGCCACAGAGUGUCAAUUUCUGGUCAGAAUGGGGAGCUAUUCCGAGGGUUUUUUCUUCAGGCUCGGAUCAUCAAUACCUCAACCCCAGUUGGAGUAUUCUCUGACCUACCAGCCCUUACCAAGAUAGUAAGAUGCUCUGGGACAUCAGAUGAUUCGGUUACCCACACUAGUUCAGAUGACAAAGAGGCGCUAUCAUUCGUAUGGACCGCACCUAAUCAAUGCGUAGGAAGUAUCUCAUUUAUAGGUUCUGUAGCCCUCCAUCAUUCAACUUUCUUCGUCAACAUGACGUCAUCAGCUCUUGAAUGCAAUGCUGCGGCGAUUCUUCGGGUCAACUUAUACGUGCUGGCCAUUGCUUACAUUUCGACACGUCUAAUCGGUACAGUGGAUUAGACUGGUAACGAUCUUUGUUGUUCUACACUUUUCACUGAAAAUUUAUCAUUUUGCAUGACUUUGGUAAUUAUAUUGAUUUCACACUGUAUCGUAAAAAGGGAAAUGCAAUAAAACUUAGAAAAUAUUUUCUUAUUACGAGCAUUUGUGACAAUGAAAGGGAGAAUACAACUUGCAAAAAACCAAAGAUUUUAAUGAACUUUAUCAGGGAAAUGUCCAUGCACUUUUUCUUUGCAUCUUUGCAUUUUUCGUAAAUUUUCAGGUAAUGAUUCAUAUUUUUUGCUACAUUUUGCCAAUUUACGUUGUGACAUGUUAGUUUAUUUCAAAGUAACUUCCAAUCCUUUCUAUGUACCUUAAACUGUGCACCAUGUCGUUCCCACGGAUCUUACAAAGGGUCCAUUAUUUAACAUUCCUUUUAAUAUUUACAAAAAGGAGUGAGAGGGAAAUUAAGUACUACAAUGGCAGGAAAUGAAAUGAAAUUAUAUUAUAUUUAAUUCCUCUGUGGAAAAUGACCUUUACGUAUUAAAUGAGACAAUGUUCUUUUGAUACAAUAAUAUGCAAUUUCUUAGCUUGGUCGCAAAAUGGAAGAAAUAAUUGAUAUGAAAUAGAUAAGCAUUUCUUUUAACAUACAUUUUCAAUACAUGUGUUUUAUAAUUUGAAUUUGUUAAUCGUAUGCAUUUAUUGUAUUUGUUAUCAAAUAUUAGUGUACUACGUACUAUUCUUGCAACAAAAAUAAUGCUCUUCAAAUGCUAUCCACUUUAUGUAUAAUACAAAACAUGUUGAAUAUUCUCUUGUAUAUAGUAGGCCAUUUUUGCUACUACCCCACACACCAGUCUCUUAUCAGGGAUAAUAUCUCUUUGCAACGAUUUGAGACCUUACACUUUUAUUUGUGAAAACCACUUCAAGAGUAGAUUAAAAUUUCAUACUUGUCGAUUCCAUUUGUCGAUCCUCCUCACAAUUAUUGUUUAGAGCAAAACUUAAGUUUUCAAAGGGAUGGUCCGGGCUGAAAAUAUUUAUAUCCAAAUAAAUAGAGUAAAAAUCACAAAGCAAAAUGCCAAAAAUUUCAUCAAAAUCGGAUAGCAAAUAACGAAGUUAUUUAAUUUUAAAGUCUAUCACUAUUUUGUAAAAACAGUUGUAUGCACAUCGUCAUGAAUAUUCAUUAGGUGGGCUGAUGAUGUCACAUCCCCACUUUCCUUUUUUUAUGUUAUUACAUGAAAUGAUUUUUUUCAUACAUGUGUAAAUGAUGUGUCUCCAUUAUGAUGAAAUAAGUUGCGGCAGUAAAUAACUAAUGCACUUAAUCAGUUGUCAAUCCAAUUGAUUCAGUUCUUGGUAGAAUUUUUUUAAAUAAACCUAAUUUCAUAUAAUAAAAUACAAAAGAACAAGUGGGGAUAUGACAUCAUCAGCCCACCUAAUAAAUACUCAUAAAGACUUUAAUAGACUGUUUCACCGGAAUAAUGCAAAUCUUUAAAAUUCAAUAACUUCGUCAUUUGUCAUCCGAUUUUGAUCAAAUUUUUAGCAUAUUGCUUUGUGAAUUUUACUCUACUUAUUGAGAUAUAAAUAACUCCAGCCUGGAUCAUCCCUUUAAUAAGUUAUUUUACAUUCCAUUUCGUAUUUUUAAUUUCUUAGUCAUUGUUGUGUUUUUAUCUUUAUUAUUUAUUUAUUUUAGAAUUUAUGUUCUCUUUGAGGAAAUCAGCUUGAUAAUAUGGAUUGAGUGUGUUAUUAAAUUUGGGUUGAUUCAA
Messenger RNA from Lytechinus pictus (painted urchin), 3787 nucleotides. Its product is annotated as putative defense protein 3. Gene Ontology annotation, cellular component: membrane. NCBI's taxonomy places the organism in Eukaryota, Metazoa, Echinodermata, Echinoidea, Temnopleuroida, Toxopneustidae. The record is from RefSeq and is a predicted model, not a curated record. The transcript has 4 exons. The coding region runs from base 1395 to 2051 and encodes 218 amino acids.